Molecule: messenger RNA, 1479 nt
Organism: Alternaria atra
Lineage: Eukaryota; Fungi; Ascomycota; Dothideomycetes; Pleosporales; Pleosporaceae
Exons: 3
Coding region: 1-1479 (492 amino acids)
Biological process (GO): NAD+ biosynthetic process
Molecular function (GO): nicotinate phosphoribosyltransferase activity
Source: RefSeq, a predicted model, not a curated record
AUGGCAAACGAACCAGCAAACCUGCCCGAGGGCAUCUUCUCCCUCUUAGACACGGAUCUGUACAAGCUGACUAUGCAAUGUUGCAUACUGAAGUUCUUCCCCAAUGUCUCAGUCACCUAUGGCUUCACAAAUCGCACACCUGAUAAGAAGCUCAGUCGCGCAGCCUUCAAGUGGUUACAAGCCCAAGUAGAUAAACUCGAAAAUGUAGCCGUAUCCGACGAAGAACUCAACUUCCUCAAGAACACCUGCCCCUACCUGAACGCGCAAUACCUCCAUUUCCUCUCUACCUUCCGCCUCAAGCCUUCUCAACAGCUCAAGCUAUCCUUCCAACCCGCGAAUGACACUGGUUCCGACAGCGACUUCGGCGAUUUCCACAUCCACACUGAGGGUCUUUGGCUAGACACCAUUCUGUACGAGAUUCCCUUACUGGCGCUUGUCAGUGAGGCAUACUUCAAGUUUGUCGAGACAGACUGGAGCCAUGCGGGCCAGGUUGAGAAGGCUUACCAAAAGGGGCGGGCUCUGUUGGAAGGAGGAUGCAUCUUCUCCGAGUUUGGCUCACGGAGGCGUCGUGACUACCACACCCAAGAUCUAGUCCUGCAGGGUUUGCGUCGGGCGGUUGAUGAGGGUGACAAAGCAGGAUGGAAAGGUAAACUUUCAGGUACAAGCAACGUUCACUUCGCCAUGAAGCAUGGUCUUGUCCCUGUAGGCACGGUCGCGCACGAGUGGUUCAUGGGCGUGGCUGCGAUUACGAACAACUACGAGAGCGCAAACGAGAUUGCCCUAGAGUACUGGACAGCGACAUUCGGCGCAGGCGUCUUGAGCAUCGCACUUACAGACACGUUUGGCACACCAGCCUUCCUCAGAGCCUUCAAGAAGCAGAUUCCACGCAUUACCACAGCCAUCCCAGGAGGUGGCACAACUCUGGCGUCAGCUGGAGAUACCACCAACAACGAUGCCGUAGAAACAAUGUCCUCAACCAAGCCACCUAUCCAGGCACCGUACGACGGAAACCUAGGAUCGCGGCGUACCUAUGCCGAAGUAUUCGCAGGCGUGCGACAGGAUUCUGGGGACCCAUUAGAUUUCAUCAAGAUGAUGCGUGAAUUCUACGACCAGGAAGGCAUCAAGGAUAGGAAAACGAUCGUAUUCUCCGACUCUUUGAACCUUGAACUCUGCUUCAAAUACAAGGCUGCAGCAGAAGCGGCAGGUUUCCAGCCUACGUUCGGUGUUGGAACAUUCUUGACAAAUGAUUUUAUAGAACAGUCAACAGGCAAGAAAUCUAUACCCCUCAAUAUCGUAAUCAAGAUCGCUUCCGCGGCGGGGCGUCACGCCGUCAAGAUCAGCGACAACAUCGGCAAGAAUACCGGAGACAAGGCGACAGUAGAUGAAGUCAAGCAGCGACUAGGCUACCAGGAGAAGUCGUGGGCUGGCGGUGAUGAGAAGACGCGGUGGGGUAGUGCAGGACAGCCAGCCACUAGGUAG